GCCAUUACGACGCAGCCGAGACACGUUCGUCGUAUUUAGUUAAAUAUUUUCGUUUAUAAAUGAGUAAUAACGCUCAUGAGCUAAGUAAUCGACUUCUGAAUGCGUUGGAUAGCAAUUACAAUGUAAGUUUGCGAGUUUUGAAGAUCAUAAGUCUGAUAAGCAAGUUGGAGAUACGGAAACGGUCCGCACGAGCCUGUGACACCCGACUCGAGUUGCGAUUCGGCCUUUUGGAAGGUUGUCUCGAUGAUAUCAAGCGCUGAGCGCGAUUGACAAAGGUUUUAGAACUUCUGUGCGAUAGCAGGGGCGAGUGUAAUACGAAAUCCGUGAUGUAAAUGUGGUUUGUGUGUGGAUACGUGAGCGUUGCGAGUGAUGUACGGGGCCACUGACGUCGCCAGCGCUCCUCUCGUCCCUCCGUCCCUAGUGCCAAAUGUUUUGCAAUGUGAAAGUAUGGAAUUGUGCCACGCGUGACCUUUCCCGUAGAUUUUCGUCAGGUUGCGGCUAAGCUUUGUUUAGCUUCGUUCGAAAACGAAAAAAUGUGUUCUUAUCCGUACCCUUAAAUAUGUUCGGUCCUAGAGUUUGUUGGUGGCAGCAUGGAUUAACCAUCGGGCGCGUGGUGCUCGUUAUUGUAUUGCUUGAGGAUUGAGGAUAUCAGUGGCACAUUUUAACUUAGUUUAGAUGGUGUAAUCGCAGGUCGUCGACAUGCAGACUGUUAAUGAAAUUAUAUCCAUUUUGGAGAAAUUCAAUAUCACAAAAGAGCUGCUGGAGACCACCCGAUUGGGUAAGCACGUGAACGAGCUAAGGAGGAAGACCACAGACCCGACACUAGCGAGGCGAGCCAAAGUGCUCGUCAAACGGUGGCGGGACCUCGUCAUACCGGCGGUAGCGUCGCCCGCGCAUACCGGAUCGAACCGGUCGUCAGCUGAGCGACAAGUGCGCAGGUUGGGCGGCACUCCGCUAACAUCUCCGGCGCUCUCACGGCAUGUGGUGAGCCCUGCGGUACUCAGCCCGCGACCUCCGUGUAGACCAGCAUGGGGCGGUUACGAGUCAGACUCUCAGGACGUGAUCCUGGUAGACGACGACCCUCCACCGCCUCCAUCACACCCGUCCCCCUUCGAGGGAACGCUACCCCUUCCAUUAGCAUCGCACAAGCCUUUAACACCACCCGUGAAGAGGCCGCCGUCCGCAGAUCUUCUUUACGAUGAUAAAAAAGCAAAAAGAGACAAAAAGCCCCGGAAAAGAAGGGGUCACAGUCGUGCUGGGUCCGGCACAGAGACGACAGCAUCGGGCACCGAACCGUCUGCGCACGCGCACGGACCCGUCCCGCCGCACACACCGCACGCGCCUGUCCCGCCGCACGCGCCACAUGGCACGGUCCCGCCGCACACACCCCACGGGCCCGUCUCGACGCACGGACACGCGUGGGGCGCGCGCAACGGGUCGAAUCCGGAGCGACGGCGGAACGGCUGGCGACGGGACAAGCAGGACCCGUAUGCCGCGCUUGUCAACAGACUACCGCCCGCUGGCGCUAAAAAGGUCAAAACUACAAAAGAACUACUGGAGCAGAUCCAAUCACGGGGUACUGGCAAGGCACCGUCGCGGCCCCCUUCCCCCCACUCUCCCAACUCUCCUCACUCCCCCGAUGUAAUGCUCAUAGAACCCGACCCAUGUCCGGUGAAGGUGGAAUCACCGCUUAGGAACGGCAGUAGCGAACCCAAGAAGCUGAAAUCCGAGCCGGAGCCGCAGCUGGAGCCAAAGCCGGAGCCGAAGCCCGAGCCUGAGCCCGAGCCCGUCGUCCUCCCGCCGCUCGAGGACGAGCGCGAGUGGGCGGAGUGCACGUGUGGCGAGCCCGAGGGCGACGAGUGCGGCGACCCGGCCUGCCCCGCGGCCGUGCGCGGCCAGCUGCGUCCGCUGCACGUGCUGGCGCUGCACAACGCGCUUCUGCCCGGCGUCAACGGCACGCGCGCGCCGCCCGAGCCGCACCGCUUCGCCGUGCGCCCGCCCCUGCUGCCCGACCAGCCCGGCCUCUUCGCGAGCGUCGUGCCGCUUUACAACUAUUCUGACUACGCCGAUGACUAUUGUGUUAAAAAUCUCGCGCGAAUUCCGCUCUGCAGUAGCCUGCCCUGGACCGAGUUUGCGCCGGCGCCGCCCUCUCCGCCGCCGCCUCCCUCGCCGCCCCCGUUGCAACCCUACCCAUUCGAUCCGCCCGAGGAGCCGUCGGUCGAGGUGAAGCUCGAACCUGACGCCGCCUCGAUUGACUCUGCUGACGACGCCCCGCCGGACGAGGCCCCGGAUACGGAGACGAGGACGAAGCCGAAGCGCGAGAGGCCAACGAUCGAGGCGGAAAUGGUCGGGAUUCCGAACCUGGAGCCGAGCGAGAGACUGAAAGCGCCGCUGCUGUCCGCGGAGGACGAGACGCAGUUCGGUGCCGAGCCGAAGACGAUCGUAGAGGUCGAGAAACGGUUCGUGAGCGAGCCACAGGAGCAUCGGACGGUCGAACGGACGAAAGAAGAGCUAGACGGGCGGACGCUGUAUGCGCUGUGUGAGACGGCGCUGCGGACGGUGCCCUACCGCUACGAGCAAACGGCGGCGGCGCCCGUGGUGGCCCUGCCGCUCGUGCCCAGCGGUGCGGACGAGCAGCAGGCGGACGGCGAGGCCCGCGAGGUGCUGCAGAGCGCGCUGGAGACCGCGGCUGCCGACACGCAGCGCGACGAGAUGGGCCGGCCCUUGCGCGCCACGCACUUCGCGGAGUGGCACGAGUGCGCGCGCCUGGGCGAGCUCAUAGCGCUGCCCUACGUCGUCAUCGACUGACGCCCGUCGCCGCCCGACCGAGCGAAGCUUCCGUUGUCUCGCUGUGUUCCAAGUGUCCUUAUGUUAGAUUUAAGAGUGACCGUUGUAUAUAAGUGCCGUGGGUGACGUGUGCGCGCUCGAAUAUGUACAUACAGCCCGUAAGUUAGCGAAUGUAGGUAGGCUCGAGGGCGCUCGCUGGACGCCGAUCGUUCGAACCGGCUCACUGGCUUCGUUUAUCGCACACGCGACCUGACCAUGCAUUCGGGUCGUGUGUUCGUUUUGAAACGUUUUCGGCGGAUGUUUCGUGCGGUGGUUCUCGCGAGUUGUGAUAUUGAGGGUGCGACGAGGCCGUCCGCGGAGCGCCGGACACCAGCCUCGUCGAAAGACUCAGAUAAAAAUCUCUAGACUGUUUCGUAUUGAGUUAUCUUGUUACCGAUUGUGAUUUAUAAAAAGAAAAUUAGGUAAUUAAUAAUAAUAGGAGUUCCAAUUGUAUAUUAUACAUAUAUAUUGCUAUAUCGAGUCAAAUAUCAGAUAUGAAUAAUUUAUAAUCUUGCGAUGUAUAAAUCGACCACUAUCAUCGUUUCGUAAGUGAAAAUGGUACCUAAAACAAUUUGAUAAAUUAUUUUCAAUACCUUGCAAUUUUUAGACAAAAAAUUGUCCGUGAGAGGCCCCCGCGUCGCGACGUUGUUCUUUGUGGUUUGUUUCUUUAAUUUGUUAAGCUUAUAAGUUGAGUUUGGUUUCGCAGGGGCUUCUGACGGAGUCGCCCGGUUUAGUGGGUCUGAACUAUUCCGAUGUGCCAGACGAUUUGUGCCAGAAAACAAAUAAUUUAAUCUUUUAAACAAUUUAUUGCGAGUACCAAAAACAUGAUAUCUUAUCGUUUUCUAAAGUAACUAGUAUUUUAGUCAACAAAAAUUUAUAAAAAAUAUACAAUUCAGAAAGUGAUAUUGAAUGAUGUGCUGUUUCUAUUUUUGUAGGAUUAUGUAGAAUCACUAGUAUAUUUUAAUUUAUUCUCACAUUUAUUGUUUAUGCUAUUCCUAAACUAAGUUCUCUGAUACCCAGACAUGCAGUUUAAACUUAUGUAUAUAUACAUUCUGAUUCUAAUAGUAUAAUAUUUAAGUUUCCUAUAUCAAUUUGCACAUGAUCAUUUUUACAUUGUUAAAUAUAUUGAGUUUUAAACUCUUUAGAUGACGUUGUUUAGUUGAUAUGUUAAAAAUUACUACUUUCAAAAAUCAACCACAGAUAUUCCAAAAUUAAAUUACUUAUAUAUUAAUGUAUUACAGUAAUAUUAUUAUUGUUUAUAUAUUUCUUAUAAACCAAAGGUAAAUGAGGACCAAUAGUUUUGUUGUAAUAAAAAAAUUCAAUUUAGCAUUUUAAAAAAAAUUUGGCAUUGAUUUUGGUAAAGAUGAAAUUUUGUUAGAAGACAUUGUUAUCUAAAUUUUCUUUGAUUUUUUUUGAUGUAAUUAUACCAAAUAUGAGGUAUUGACAUGGCCAAUGUAAGUUUGAUAAAUUCUUGUUACAUGUGCAAAUGUCAAAUGGUCAGUCAAUAAAGGUUAUCCAAAUUGAGUUAUGUAAUUUUUAAUGUUAUUUUGAAGAGCUUAAUUGUGCAUUAUCCUGUUUAUUGUUAUAUUUUAUGUUGUUUAAAUUAAAAAUGAUCGAAGACCAAAAUUAGUAAAAUGUUAGAUUUUGUACAUAAUUAAAUAUCCGACUGUAAAUUUCAAGCUAAUUUACUAAAUAGAGGCGUAAGUAUUUUCUUAAAAACGAAUCUAAAAUGUAUCAUUGUCAAAAUAAAUAAUAAAACGCAGGACGUUUAACGUUUUUAUGAACAUACUAUGACCUAAAAUGAGAUUGUUAAAUGUUCUACAUAAGCUCUCUGUACCAUCCAUUUAUUUUUAUAUUCAAUAUUUCUGCUAGUUAUAAUGUAACAGAUCCACUAAACUGAGGCUUGUAACGAAAGGCCUUACAUGUAAAGCGCGGGAUAAUUCCGGGCGUGGAGCUUGUAUAGAGGGCAAUGUAACCCGGAGACUGCCUUGUUGGACUUGAUCCAAAAUUUUGGUAAAAUAUAAAAGCAAAAUAUAUGUGUUUUUAUUACGA
This is a messenger RNA of Vanessa atalanta (red admiral), 4878 nucleotides long. Its product is annotated as extensin-like. Gene Ontology annotation, biological process: positive regulation of gene expression; regulation of transcription by RNA polymerase II. Lineage: Eukaryota; Metazoa; Arthropoda; Insecta; Lepidoptera; Nymphalidae. The transcript has 10 exons. Bases 700 to 2808 code for a protein of 702 amino acids. Gene Ontology annotation, cellular component: core mediator complex; mediator complex; nucleus. The record is from RefSeq and is a predicted model, not a curated record. Gene Ontology annotation, molecular function: transcription coregulator activity.